AUUUUCUUAAACUUAAACAUCCAAUGUGUCAAUUUCAGUCUAUUUUGACAGAAGCGAAUAUUUGGUUUCGCGUCCAAAAAGGAAAAAUUUUAAAAAUUAAAACUCUGUGUUCAUCUAUAACCUGCGCCUCCACUAAUCAAGCGGCUAUAAAAUAAUGGAUGCGUUACAAUGUAUUUUUAAUAGGAAAUUAUUCGUUCUAACAGUGAUAUUAAUAAUUCAUUUCUUUUAUAAUCCAACUGAUAGUGGAGCUGUAAAAUUAACCCAAAGUAAUCUGGAUAUGACCUUAGCUUCCAAUGAAUUAGUAUUGAUUAAUUUUUAUGCGGAUUGGUGUAGAUUUAGCAAUUUAUUAAUGCCAAUUUUUGAUGAAGCGGCGGAUAAUGUUUCAAAGGAGGUUCCCGAAGCGGGACGUGUCGUUCUUGGUAAAGUCGAUUGCGAUCAAGAAACAUCAGUGGCCAGUCGAUUUCACAUUAGCAAAUAUCCCACAUUAAAACUUAUUAGGAAUGGUCAACCUGCGAAAAAGGAGUAUCGCGGGCAACGAUCUGUUGAGGCUUUUACUAAUUUUAUUAAGGAACAACUUGUUGAUCCAAUUAAGGAGUUUGGGUCUAUUUCUGAAUUGGUUAAAUUAGAUGGAAAUAAACGAAUCGUUAUUGGAUAUUUCGAUAGAAGAGAUCAACCCCAAUACAACGUCUUCAGACGCGUAGCGUCAAAUUUAAAAGACGAUUGUCAAUUUCAUGUUGGUUUUGGAGAUGCCUCGCAACAAAUGCAUCCACCAGGCCAACCUGUGAUCGUUUUUCGACCGGAUGUAGAACGAUCCAACGAUUUGGACGAGACAUUUAUGGGAGAUCUCAAUAAUUUCGAUGAACUACACAUUUGGGUGCAGGAAAAAUGUGUACCGCUCGUUAGAGAGAUAACUUUUGAAAACGCUGAAGAAUUAACAGAAGAGGGGUUACCGUUUUUAAUCUUAUUUCAUCAUCCCGAUGAUAAAGAAUCGAUUAAAAAAUUUACUUGGCUUGUUAAAACUGAAUUAUUGGGUGAAAAACAAUCGAUUAAUUUUUUAACUGCUGAUGGGAAGAAAUUUGCACAUCCUUUACAUCAUUUAGGAAAAAGCGAAUCCGAUUUACCAUUGAUUGCGAUCGAUAGUUUUCGACAUAUGUAUUUAUUCCCAGAUUUUAAAGAUAUCGAUACAGCUGGAAAAUUAAAACAAUUCAUACAAGAUUUAUACACGGGGAAAUUGCACCGGGAGUUUCAUUACGGUCCUGAUGAUCCCCAAGAAGCCGAGAAAGCUACAGAAAGUGCGAAGAAACAACCAACAACUCCCCCUGAGAGUACUUUUAAAAAAUUGGCGCCAUCGAAAAAUCGUUAUACGCUUUUAAAAGAUGAGCUUUGAACUGGUAUCUAAAAUUUCUUUUAGUGAUAAUAAUAAAACAAUUUUGUGCUAAUAAUUUGUAUAAAAACUAAGAAAAAAUGAAGGAAUUUUUGUUAAAUGUUCAAAUGAAAAUAAUGUUGUGAAAUGAAUUAAUUAUAAUAUUUUGUUGUACAAUUUUGCGCCAUUUAGAAUACAAUUUUUACUUAAUUUAAAGAUUAAACUAACAAAAAGUAGUUACAAAGAGCUGUUUAUAGUAGACUUUUAUAAAACACCUGUAUGUAUUUUUAAAAAUACGUUUUUUUCUUAUAAUUAAUUUGUCAUUUUAAAAACGUAUACUGAUGUGUUUUUUUAGGAGCAAAGCAUUCUGUAAGUUGUAAUUCAAAUUUCUUUAAUUUGAGCAGUUUUUAGGCUUGCAAUCUUCAAUUUUAUUAUGUACAAUGUAAAUAAAUCAUGUACAAGUAUUAUUUUCUAAUAAAUAUUUAUAAAGACAA
Onthophagus taurus is the source of this 1857-nucleotide messenger RNA. It is a transcript of the gene ERp44, whose product is annotated as Endoplasmic reticulum protein 44. NCBI's taxonomy places the organism in Eukaryota, Metazoa, Arthropoda, Insecta, Coleoptera, Scarabaeidae. The record is from RefSeq and is a predicted model, not a curated record. Gene Ontology annotation, biological process: protein folding. Gene Ontology annotation, cellular component: endoplasmic reticulum membrane; endoplasmic reticulum-Golgi intermediate compartment. Gene Ontology annotation, molecular function: protein disulfide isomerase activity.